CCUAAUAGAAACUUAGUUUCAAAGAUGUCACUUUGCCUUUAGUUUGUACCAGUGGUAGUAGGGGAGAAGGUUCGUUGCAAAUACUUGAUCUUGUGGGGUUUGUCUUGUUUUGCACACCAAGUUGCUUUCUGUUUUUCUCUCUCUAAAGGAAGCCCCUGUUCAGUUCAGACAUUACAGUUCUAACCACAACCAGUUUGGAUCAUAAACAGCCUAAUCAAAGAUAAUGUUCUUCUGGAUCAACAAGAAACAAAACAUGUAGAAACAAUGAUAUUUGCUAAAAACUCGUGUGCAAAGCAAAGGGAAUGUGUUCAUGGUCUCCCAGAUACAGUUCAGAUGUUCGGCCACUUGUUUUUACCCACUCCACCUGGCAGUCUUCACAAGACACACCAGACAUGGCAUGGAUUCUGCCUUGCAGAUCGAGAGGCUGAAGUCAAGAAGUGUAAAGUUCUUUAAAUCAAGCCCAAACUAUCUGACUCACAGUAGGAUGCGCAUUUUGGUCUGAAGAGGUUGAGUAUAUUUAACUCUGCCCUGUAGGUUACAUAUGAAGACAAUUGGCAAACUAUGAAGAAAACUUCCAAGAAGAACAAUAAUUUCAAAAUUCCUGGUACGGAAUUGAAUUCCUCGGAUGCUGAAAGGGGAAAAAAAGAGAGUCAAAGUAACUUUGUUGAACUUCUGCCCCUGGAAGUCACUUCUAAAAUUUUCAGCCAGCUAGACAUUCAGAGUUUAUGCAGAGCUUCCAGGACAUGCACAAGUUGGAACCAUGCAAUAAGAAACAAUGACUCCUUAUGGAAAUCCCACUGCUUGACCAUAAGAGCUGUGUGCCAAAGAGAAAUAGAUGAUGAUGUAAAAAGUGGUUAUACCUGGAGGGUAAUACUCCUAAGAAAUUACCAGAAGAGCAAAGUGAAAUAUGAGUGGCUAAGUGGCAGAUACAGCAACAUUCGUUCUCCUGUUAGCUUGCCAGAAAAGGCUAUGUGCCCCAUGGAUGCAGAUACGUGGGGGGAAAUUCUAGAUGCAGAACUGGAAAGAGAAGUUGAAAAAUUGCAAUAGUUUGAUGGCACGUGAUCAAAAUCACUCAGACUCCAAGAUAUUUUAAAAUCUGAUAAUGUCUUUCUUAGCCUUUUAAAUAUUUAACAUUUAAAAGAAAACAAAGUUGAACAUGAAGCUUUAUUUGUAUUUUGCACUCAAGUUAAAAAAUUUUUCUGGUCUUAUGCUACGGGGAAAUCAUGAAAUGUUAUUUUUAUAAGAAAUAAUAGACUGAUAGAAUGAUUUUGAAAUGUAUUGCUCCAUGUAUUUAUGUUAGAAUAUUGCAUUACUUUAAGUGAUAGAAUUUACUGUUGUU
Molecule: messenger RNA, 1339 nt
Organism: Mus pahari (shrew mouse)
Lineage: Eukaryota; Metazoa; Chordata; Mammalia; Rodentia; Muridae
Gene: Fbxo48
Product: F-box protein 48
Exons: 3
Coding region: 562-1047 (161 amino acids)
Biological process (GO): SCF-dependent proteasomal ubiquitin-dependent protein catabolic process
Cellular component (GO): SCF ubiquitin ligase complex
Molecular function (GO): protein binding
Source: RefSeq, a predicted model, not a curated record